Molecule: messenger RNA, 1369 nt
Organism: Chironomus riparius
Lineage: Eukaryota; Metazoa; Arthropoda; Insecta; Diptera; Chironomidae
Source: the annotation of a GenBank genome assembly
UAAAAACACUGAAAAAUACAGCACAAGAGAAUGUUUCGGAAAAUUUUAUUGAAUUAUAGAAGUAUUAACAAUUUUCAUAAAACAAUCAAGUUUGAUAUUAAAUAUUUAACACAAAAGAGAGACUUUCACGUAUCAUUAAGUAAAUUGUCUGGAGAAUAUGAAAUGCAAGAUCCAAAGAGUGAGGAGGAAGUUGUGAAUGUGACUUUCAUUGAUAAAGCAGGAAGAUCAAUAGACGUUCGAGGUAAAGUAGGUGAUAAUGUACUGUAUUUAGCUCAUCGAUUUGAUAUCGAGAUGGAAGGAGCAUGUGAGGCUUCUCUAGCAUGUACAACAUGUCAUUGCUAUGUGCUGGAUGAUUAUUAUGAUAAACUUCCGUUUGCUGAAGAGAAGGAAGAUGAUCUCUUAGACAUGGCACCGUUCUUAAAGGAAAAUUCUCGCUUAGGUUGUCAAAUUAUUCUAACAAAGGAACUGGAAGGACUGAAAGUUGAAUUGCCGAAGGCUACGAGGAACUUUUAUGUUGAUGGUCAUAAACCAAAGCCUCACUAAUGUUCAAAUUAUUGCUAUACGACUCCUUUACCACCUACAUACACAUAUUAUAAAUGAAUCUUAGCUUUCAUCUCAUCCUUUAGAAAAAUAUAAACAAAUUGCUGGGGAUUCUCGAUUUACAUAGCUCAAAACAUUUGUAGGAACUGGAAUUUUGUGUUCAAUGUGUUUAGAAUUUAAUCUGCAAAUUCCAAUUCUUAUAGAUUCAAGCAGUUAUGCAGAUCGAAGACCCCCUGUAAAUCACUAUAGUUAGUCAAAUUAUUAAAAUUGGAUUUUAAAGUUAUUCAGUAUUUGAAUAAGAAAAAGUCUUGAGCACGUUCAAGGGUAUAUUUUUGGAAGGAGUCAGAAGACGCUAAUUCAAUAAGAAAACACAUUUAAACGAUAUUCCUCAAUUGACUCAGAAGUUGCAUUGACUCUAUGUUAGAAUCAUGUAAUUUAACGAAGAAUAGCUAAGUAUGAAGUUUCAAAGCUUUAAAAUCAACAGAGCAAAAAACUCCUUAGGUACAAAAUUAUAAGAAAACAAAUGUCACCAGGAAAUUAAAAGGAUAGUUGUAAGCAAGCUCAUGGAAAGGCUGAACUCACCAGAACUUGGGAACACGCUUACAGGAUUAGACAUAUCCUAGAAAAAUAUUUAAAAAAGCUGAAAAUAGUAAAAAAUAAAAUUUCAUUACUCAACAAGUAGCUCUGACUGCUUCCAAUAACUGCUGCUCAGAAACUGAAAUACAAAAAGGAAUUAAUAGAAUAUCAAAUUGGCCUCUGAAAGACUAUAAAAAACUAUUAGAAAUAAUAAAUUGUAGAUAAAGACAAUAAAAUACAAGCAAAAAUGUUU